This is a messenger RNA of Eriocheir sinensis (Chinese mitten crab), 8443 nucleotides long. RefSeq lists its product as uncharacterized. Bases 5622 to 6698 code for a protein of 358 amino acids. The transcript has 2 exons. The record is from RefSeq and is a predicted model, not a curated record. NCBI's taxonomy places the organism in Eukaryota, Metazoa, Arthropoda, Malacostraca, Decapoda, Varunidae.
CCGCCACCGCCGCUAACAUUACUCUCCCUCCUUCCUGUCUCGCUCUUGUGACUAAAUGAUACGCUUUCCCUCUUUUAUUUCCCCUCUUUUUGACAUAACACGAAGCACCAGCGCCAGGGGAUAGGGUACAGGGGGCGGCUAGAUCCCUGUAGAGGCCACAGGGGCGACAGGGAGGGCAGGGCGGCAGGGUAACGCUAGAAUAAAAGCUCGCGAAGUGGAGGCUGUAGCGGCGGGUCACUGUUCGCUUGGUUGUGCUCUCCAGACACAGGCUUACGUCACUGCCUCUCCCGCCGCCGCCCGAGCCCGCCAGCAGAUGCCAGCACCGUCCACGCCUCCGCCGCCCUCCACGCCUCGCCGCCAGCCCUCACAUAGGUCCCUCGGGCUGGGUACACGAAUAGGGCCGAUGACAUGCCUGCUGCGACGGGUCUAUGGGGCUGUUUGGCCGCAAGGGAAGAGUGGUUAAGGCUUCCAGAGGUUCUGUAAGGGGUUCUAGGGCUUCCUCCCCCCCUGCCCCCCUUUGUCUGUGUCCUGGGCACUGCAGUUCAUGACGGGUCGCUCUGCCUGGCUACAAGUGACGCUAAAUCAUUCUACCUCCGAUGCCCACUUUCCGGGUGUGGUGGCGAAAAUGAGUAGACAAAAGUUAGGUGUGACGGAAAACGUAGAGGAGCGAGAAACGGAAAUAGGAAUAUGAAAAAAAAGACAAAAGUGUGAUAAAACCCAAACAUAGAGUAAAAUGCAUAAAAAAAUGACUAAGGUGUAAUGGGAAACGUUAAAGAGUGAAUAAUGAAAGACAGGAAAAUGGAAAAGUUAUGAAAACAAAAUAAAAUGAAAUAAAGAAAUAUAUGUGAUUAAUAAACAGACAAAUAAAAUGUAAAGGAGUGAGAUGAAAAACCGAGACAUGAAAAAAAUACAACUGAAAAAAUAUAGGAAAAUUAAUAGACAAAUAAUAUAUAAAGGAAAACGUUUACAAGUUAAAAAGGAAGACUAGAAAGAUGAAUGAGACGAAAAGAAAUUAGAAUAUAAAAUUAAAGGAAAAUGUAGAAGAGUUAAAACAGAAGAAUAGAAACAUGUCAAUGGACUAAAAUAAAUUAUAAUAGAAAAAUGAAGAAAAAUUAUAGACAGACAAAUAAUGUAUAAAGGAAAACAUAAAGGAGUGAAAAUGAAAAAGAAAAUGAUGAAAAGACAGUGUAAUGUAAAAUUUUGGAGAAUUAAUUAACAGAUAAAUGAGAUGUUUGGGAAAAGAUAAAACAGUGAAAAGGGAAGAACAAAGAUGAAAAGGCGAAAAUAAAAUAGAAAAAUGCUGGAACGUGAGUAAAAUGACAAGUUAAGUGUAAAGAAACAUAUAGAGGAGGGAAAGUAAAAGGACGGAAGGAUGUGAAAAGACGAACAUGAAAUAUAAUAAAAAUAUAAAGUGCAUUGGUAAACAGAAAACAGGAUAAACGGAAAUUUUGAAGAAUGAAAUGUGUAGAAUAGAGAGAUCGAUUAAAAGACGAAAAAAAAAAUAGAUUGAUUCAUGAUUGAUUAAUAAAUAUACAAAUAAAGUGUAAUGGAAGUGACAAAGGAAGAAUAAGAAGAAUGAAAAAAACGAAAACAAGAAAAGGAAAAUGGAAAAAAAGUGACUAUUUCAAUUUUUAUUUCUAUUUGAUUAUUUAUUUAAGUGUCAAAAGAAGAAUAGAAAAAAAAAACGAAAAUAAGAAAGGGAAAAGGGGAAAAAAGUGAUUAUACUUCUAUUUCCAUUUCUAUUUGAUUAUUUAUGGAAGUGACAAAAAAAUAGAAAAAAAUAGAAAAUAAAAGGAAAAGGGAAAAAAGUGAUUGUAUUAACGGCAGGCACUUUUCUUUACACACUUAUAAUGCAAAAAGUAAAAAUCGUGAGGAGGUUUGAAAAGAAUGAGAAAAAAAACUGAUUAUAUUUAUGGUAAGCACAUUUUUUUUCACGUUAAUAUGCAAAGAGUAGAAAAUGUUAGGAGGUAUGAAAAGAGUCAGAAAACUUACUAUAUUUAUGGUAGACACAUUUUUUACUCACCAAUAUGCAAAGAGUAGAAAAGAAAAGAGUGAGAAAAAACGGAUAUUUUUAGGGAACAUAUUCUUCUUCACAAACUAACACUAAAAUCUAAAAACAAGUAAGGAGGGAUGGAAAAGUGGGAAAAACUGAUAAUAUUCGACGACAUUAUUUUUAUAAACUAACAGGUAAAGGUAAAAAAAAAGUAAAGGUAAGCUUUGAUGAAAAGAGUGGGAAAAAUCUUACUAUAUUAUUGGAGUAUAUUCAGUUUUUUACACACAUGAAAAAAAAUAGAGGUACGGAAUGAGUGAGAUGAAGGAAGGAGAAGAAAAAUCAUAUAGAAAAUAAAUAUAUCUACUGAGAAAAAAAGAGAACAGGAAGAGUAGAUAUCUAGAAAGAGGAAAGGAAGGGAAGAAGAGAUAUAGAAAGGAGGAAGGAGGGAAGAGAUAUGUAAAUGAUACAGAAAAGAAGGGAAGAGAGAUAGACAGGAAUUAUACAGAAUUAAGAUUUUAAUAUAGAAGGAAAAAGAUGCAGAGAAGGAUUUUAGAAAGGAAAGACAGGUUUACAAGAUAGAUAGAUAGAUAGAUAAAGAAAGAAAAAAGAUAUGGGAAAAAGUAGAGAAAGGAAAUAUGUAAAAAUAAAUGAUAUAAAAAAAUACUAAAGAAAGUAAAGGAGAUAAAUAGAAAGUAGACUGUGUAGAAAAAAAAUACAUAGGAGGAAAGAAGAUGGAAACUUUGAAUAAAAAAAAAAGAGAAGGUAGAAAAAUUCAUUGUCUAGAAAUAAAUAAAAGAAACACUGGAAGAGAAGUGGAAGAAUGGAGCAAAGAGAGAAAAAAAAAUACAGCAAAUGGAUGAAAAGGAUGCAAGAAUAAAAGGAAAUGAAAGUCACGGGGAGGGAAUAGAAGGGAGGUUUAGGGAAGAAAGUAAGACAAAAGGGCGAGUAGGAAGCAACAAUGAAAAACAAAUGUAACGGAAAGAAAAGAAAAUGGCUAAUAUUUUUUAAUCUUCAACAUUUUGCUAAUAUUUUCCUUCCCUUUAUUUUCCUUUUUCAUGUUUUCUUCCUUUCUCCUCUUCGCCUAUGCCUGGGAACGCUCAGAACAGAGGGUGAAGAAAAACUGAAUAAAGGAAUGCCAGUAGAGUAUUAUUACAAGACGUUAGAAAAGGGUAGUGAUCUCGAGAAGUAGUGUUAGUGGUUCGUGCUGCUAUAAAGUGUGAGGGAGAGGUGUUAGAGGCCAUUUCAAGUAGUGUUAAUGGAGUGUGUUACUCUAGACGUCUGGAGUCUGAGGGAGAGGUGUUAGAGGCCAUCUGAAGAAGCAUUAGUAGGUGAUGAUCGUAGAUGUAGAUGUAGUAAAUUUGGAAGUGAUAGGUGAAAAGGUAAGUAAAAUAGAUGAGUAAAAUGAUACAAGAGAAGGGAAUGAAAAUAUGGAAGUAAAAGAAAUCGUGUGAAGAAAAUAUGCACCACACCAGAGAGAGGUAAAUAGAUACACAGGCAAAGAGAGAUGGAUAAUGUAUAUAUUAAUUGUGUCUAAAUUUAGCAUCCUUUACGUACCCUGGCUUUGAUAACGGGACUAUAUAUAGGUCCUGCAUUUUGCUCCCCCUAAGAUGAAGCCACGGAAUGAUAACAUGUGGAAACGUACCCAUAUUCUGAGGCUGAUUGAGGAACAGAAACUGACAACCUGCAGAUAAGGGUUGCAGUUUCCGAUUUAAAAAAAAAAAAAAAAAAAAAAAAGCCAAAUCAUACAGAAAUAGAAUAGUUAUAAAAGGAUAAGAAUAUGAACCGAAUUAUUUUAAGGAAUUGUUUUAGAAAAUGGUUUAAAAUGCGUUAUAUUGAAAAGUCGCAAAGGUACAGAUGAGUUUUGUUGUAUUUCAGCCUGAACUAAAUUUUAAAGCUAAUAGUAAGUCACACAAUGAAGUCAUCAGAGAAUUAUAACGCAGCAGGUAACUAUUUGAGCCUAAUGUAAAGAAGUGAGUAGGUGAUACGAUGAUGCAAUACCAAGGAAGCAUCGUAGAAGAGAUAAUGAUUUCAAUUUUUAUCUGAACAGCAUUUAUUAACAAACGACCGAUUCAGUGAAGUUAUAGGAAGAAAAAAAAAUAUAUGCAGGUUGUAAUGAUUUGGUUUUCCCUCAGAACUACUAAAAAUCAAGUUCAUCAGUAAGACAGUGAAGCCAUGGGAGAAUUAUGAAGGAGACAAUGUUUUAUUUUUCUGCCGUAACUAAUAGAAAGAAGUAAGAAAUUAUGCAUUUAUAGUUAUUCACCUCCAUGAUUUUAUUUUUCAUCCGUUAGAUAAUCAUCAUCAUCAUCGGCUAUGUCAUUACACUGUAGCGUAUCGGCCUCUCCCAACGUUAUUCAUUGCUCAAUAUCUUCUUUCUCUAUUUUCCAGUCUCAAUGUAAACGUUCCAUAUAUAUUACAUUUUUUUCAUCACCAUCUUUGUCCCCCUAUUCUGUAUGUGUGCUGCGUUUGUCUGUCUGUAGAUAAUAUGCAUAGAUGUAACUGAUACUACUCAUCUACAUGUCUUUAUUAAUGGCCAUAUUUUUGUUUGUCAACCUUCAUCUUCUUCCCUAAUUACCUCUUUUUAUUUCCAGUUCUUACAUGUCACCCCUCUCUCUGUAUCUAUACGGUAUUUGUCUAUCUGUGCAUAAUAUUUAAGUCUUUAUAUUUAUCUAUCAUUAUUACUGGCCUCAUUUUUAUCUUCUACUUCUUCCCUAAAUAUCUCCAUUUUCCUACCAACUCUUCUCUUUUCCCUUAUCUCCGUGUCCAUGCUUCAUUAUCUGUAUUUAUUUUAUUUAGACUUAACUAACUGCAUUAAGGUUGACCUGUAAAUAUUUUUGUAUAUAAAUGUUUAUCUACCUUCUUUAAUUCUUUAUCUAACUACAUUUCUUUCCUUUCUACAUUUUUCUUUUCUUUUUCAUCUUUUACUUUGUCUUGUAUUUCUUCCUAUCUACCUCCUUGUACUUUCUUUACUUGCUUUCUUCACCUUUUUUUAUAUUUCCUUCCUUUUCUGUGUAUUUUAUCUCAUUUCCUGGUAUUAACCUCCCUCCUUUCCUUCCUUAAUUCCUUCUCUUUAUGUUCUCUCAGUUCCUAUUUUUUCUUCUCUCCAUUUGUUCCUGCCUUCCUUUCUGACACGCAUCCUUCCAAACAGUUAUCUACGACUCUCUGUGUUCAUUCUUAAUUUUCUUACCUCUAUCUUCUGUCUAUAUCCUUACCUGUCUGUAGUGUGUGGGAAGCUCGUGUAGAGAACAGAGUCUGGCAUGGCAAGAGUUUUAUUUUUAUUUAUUUAUUUAUUUAUUUUUUUACAGUAAGGAAGGUCAUUUAAGGGGGGUUACACACACACAAAAAAAGGAAAAAAACACCCGCUAGAAAUCAGACAAACAAACAGGUAAACAACAAAGCCCGCAUGUAAUUUGGGCGUGUAUCUUUGUUGUAUUUGUCUGUAUGUGUUACGUGAAGUGUGUUAUUGGUGUUCAUGUGCCUACGUAACUUUCUUUUGUCUCGUGGUGAUUAUAAUUUUGUAUGUUUGUCCUUCAGAUGUAAAUAUUUAAGCAUCUUUUUUUUUGUUUUUCUAUUCUUCCUCUCUAUCUCGUUACUAUAGUGUUUUUUUGUUUUGUUUUUUUGCUUUUUUGUUAUGUGUUCGAUAGCUAUCAUUUUUUUUUUUGUCCCUCCUUUUCCUCGUUUUCGUGCUCCUUUCUAUCUACCUGGUUUCUUUGAUUCCUUCCUUCCUUCCUUCCUUGCUUCUAUUUGUAUUUUACCUCAUUUCAAUUUCUUCCUUUCCUUCCUUCCUUCCUUCCUUGCUUCUAUUUGUAUUUUAUCACAUUUCAAUUUUUUUCCCUCCUGUCCUUCCUUCCUUCCUUCCUUCCUUGCUUCUAUUUGUAUUUUACCUCAUUUCAAUUUUUUCCCUCCUUUCCUUCCUUCCUUCCUUCCUUCCUUGCUUCUGUUUGUAUUUUAUCUCAUUUCAAUUUUUUCCCUCCUGUCCUUCCUUCCUUCCUUUCUUCCUUGCUUCUAUUUGUAUUUUACCUCAUUUCAUAUUCGCUUUCUCCCUCCUUUCCUUUCUUUCUUUCUUCUCUGUGUAUUUCAUCUCAUUUCCUAUUUUUUUCCUAUCUCCUUUCCUUCCUUUUCCCCUUAUCUGUGUAUUUCAUCUCAUUUCCUAUUUUUUUCCUAUCUCCUUUCCUUCCUUUUCCCCUUAUCUGUGUAUUUUGUCUCAUUUCCUAUUUUUUCCUAUAUCCUUUCCUUCCUUUCUCCCUUAACUGUGUAUUUUGUCACAUUUCCUAUUUUUUCCGAUCUCCUUUCCUUCCUUUUUCCCUUAUCUGUGUAUUUUGUCUCAUUUCCUAUUUUUUCCUAUAUCCUUUCCUUCCUUUCUCCCUUAUCUGUGUAUUUUGUCACAUUUCCUAUUUUUUCCUAUCUCCUUUCCUUCCUUUUUUCCUUAUCUGUGUAUUUUGUCUCAUUUCCUAUUUUUUUCCUAUAUCCUUUCCUUCCUUUCUCCCUUAUCUGUGUAUUUUGUCUCAUUUCCUAUUUUUUUCCUAUCUCCAUUCCUUCCUUUUUCCCUUAUCUGUGUAUUUUGUCUCAUUUCCUAUUUUUCCCUAUCUCCUUUCCUUCCUUUCUCCCUUAUCUGUGUAUUUUGUCACAUUUCCUGUUUUUUUCCACCCUCCUUUUAUCUUUCUUUCCUUCCUUUCGUGUCUUCCCGUGUGUCAUUUAUAUAAUCUAAUGUUUUCAUCCUUUCUUUCCUUCUUAUUUUUGUUUUAUUUGUUUGUUCCAUAUUUUCUCGAUUUCUUCUCUGCAUAAUCUAUCUCUUAUCUCUUUUUUUUUCCUAACUUUCAAUGUGUUCACUCUUUUCAAAAUCAAAAGAGAAGAAUUAAUAUCAUAGUUCAUACGAAUAUCUUUUGGUUUUUUAUUAUUUUUUCCAUUAGUAUAUUUCUUCCUACAGUCAGAUUCUCUUUCCACCGUGAUACAAGUAAUACAGUGGAAUUUGAUCAUGUUAUUCUCUCUCUCUCUCUCUCUCUCUCUCUCUCUCUCUCUCUCUCUCUCUCUCUCUCUCUUUUUACUUCUUAUCCUCUGUGUUUCUUUGCUUAGUUUUCAUUUUAUCUUCUUCCCUUCUUACUACGUCUUUUUUUUUCACCUGCGAGAUGUCUUUUUUAGUUUUUCUUUUGUUUUUGCUUUGUUGUGUUUUUUCCUUGAUUAGAAUUUCAUUUUUUUCUUACGUUUAUAGACGGUAAGGUUACACAGGCGGAUUAAUUACACCACAAAGCCGGAUGAUACCUACACACACACACACACACACACACACACACACACACACACACACACACGAGAGGCUGUCAUUAUAAUUAUUUUCCCAUUACUUUCUUACUUCUUGUCAUUGUAGAAUUAUUAAACUUACAUUAUUCUUUUUCUGCCGUAAUCUCUCCUAAACUUUCACAUGCAAAGCGUUGAUCGAGUUUUUAGUUUAUUCAUGUAUUCAUUUAUUCAUCUAUGUAAUAUUUUUUGUUUAUUUCUAUCUCGUAAUUCUGUUUAUUAUAUUUUUUUUUAUGCAGGGCGUCCAUGAUUUGGUUAUUCAUUCGUUAAUCAUCAUCAUCAUCAUCGGCUACAUCAUUACACUGUAGCACAUAGGCCUCUCCCAACCUCUCCCAUCUGAGUAGCGGGCUUUUUUUUCAUUAUUGUUUUCUUUCUUUUUUUUACGCCCUUGAACCCCUCUGCUGUAAAAAAAAAAGUUAUUCAUUGUUUAAUAUCUUCUUUCUCUAUUUUCCAGUCUCAAUGUAAACGUUCCAUAUAUAAACAUUUUUUUCAUCACACCAUAAGUUGAAUUUCCUUUCCUUUUGCCAUUUUAUAUCAGCUACUUCCCAGUCUGCCUCUUACCUUUUCGUCCCUCUGUUGCCGUGGCCUCUCUCCAACACACUAAUGCCAUUCCUUCUAUUUAAUUUUUACGUCGUCUUCUUAUGAUUUUGGAUUCAUAUGAAAACCAAACUCACUAAGGUCCUGGAGGUAUGGAAGUGGCUCUGCGGAGGAACAGCUUCUUGUACUUAUAUCGUGAGUUUUUUUAUAUCAGCUAUUUCCCAGUCUGUCUGUCACUUUCUCGUCCCUCUGUUGCCGUGCCCUCUCUCCAACACACACGUCAUGACCAAUGCCCUUCCUUCUAUUUAAUUUUUAUGUCGUCUACUUAUGAUUUUGGAUUCAUGUGAAAACCAAACUCACUAAGGUCCUGGGGGUAUGGGAGUGGCUUUGCGGAGGAACAGCUUCUUGUACUUAUAUCGUGACAGUUUUGUUGAAUUGUUUACGAUUUUUUUUCUUCUGGUAAUGAGUAUUUUAAGCAUCAUCUUCGUUCAUGAAAAUAAGACAAAUGUGAUAAAUAAACAAAAAUAAAGAAAUAUGAGUAAUAUGGAUACUUUUUUUUCCCCUUUAAGAUAUUCCUUUUUUUUAUUUUAAGUGAAGAAUGUGUAUCAGUUACCUUGGCAA